GCGCAGGGUCACGUUGGGCGGCGCAGACAAAGGCGGGCGCGCGCACGUCCUGACGCAGCUUGGGCCCGCGGCAGCGGCAAGGGCGGGAGGGAGCGCUCGCCGCGGGAUUUGGAGCUGCCUAGCCUCGCGGUCGCUUUGGUAGCAUGUAAGCAGCUGUUUGCCAAGAACCCAGGUCACUGCUAAGAAAGGGUGCCUUCGGAAGAAGAGUGUCCAGAGGAAACCAAUGCCAGAUGCAUCUGGAGUUACACUCAGCACUCGCAGUAUGAGACAUUGUGUGCCAGCAUCUCUUUCCUUCUGGCAAAGACUGUAGCUCUCCAGGUAGGAGGAUCCUGGAAGCUGUGAGCACCAGGAGCCUUGCCAGAGGAGGAUGGGGCCAGAUAUGAACUCUCUACCAUGAACAUGGUUCUCGGCUUAUGAAGGAAUUUUAAGUAAAACAAUUAUUUAAUUUCCACAUAUUCAAGUCAAAAGCCUUCUGUGUGAAGUGCCAGUGAUUACCCCUCCACAGGAGUUAUCAGGAUUUUUCUGGCACCAAGUUUAAUUCUUCUUGGUACUUCUGGUAGUGACAGAUCUGCAGGACAGAUUUAUCUGUUGAAUGCUCUUGGGCAGGAAAACCAUGUAAAACCUCUGGAAGCAGCAUCAGGACAGCAGAGCAGAGCCCCCGUCCUCACUGCUCACUUGCACAGAAACUCUAUCUGGACUCGGAUGCUUUUACUGAAGACCCAUCUAGCUUCAGUCAUCUUUAGAGUCCAUCCGUUCUGAGGAGACCUGGCGUUUGCAGUUGCCUCCUGUGGCCGUGUUUUUCUGUCAUUCUGUUCCCAGGCCUUCUUUUCAGGCGGUUGAAGGGUGUGGACUUUGGAAUGGGGUUUGCUGUUCUUCGGGAACUUGCUUCCUUUCCCUGGCUUGUGCCAUCGGAAAGGACCAUCUGAAGGCUGCAAUUUGUUCUUAGGGAGGCAGGUGCUGGCCUGGCCUGGAUCUUCCACCAUGUUCCUGUUGCUGCCUUUUGAUAGCCUGAUUGUCAACCUUCUGGGCAUCUCCCUGACUGUCCUCUUCACCCUCCUUCUCGUUUUCAUCAUAGUGCCAGCCAUUUUUGGAGUCUCCUUUGGUAUCCGCAAACUCUACAUGAAAACUCUGUUAAAAAUCUUUGCGUGGGCUACCUUGAGAAUGGAGCGAGGAGCCAAGGAGAAGAACCACCAGCUUUACAAGCCCUACACCAACGGAAUCAUUGCAAAGGAUCCCACUUCACUAGAAGAAGAGAUCAAAGAGAUUCGUCGAAGUGGUAGUAGUAAGGCUCUGGACAACACUCCAGAGUUCGAGCUCUCUGACAUUUUCUACUUUUGCCGGAAAGGAAUGGAGACCAUUAUGGAUGAUGAGGUGACAAAGAGAUUCUCAGCAGAAGAACUGGAGUCCUGGAACCUGCUGAGCAGAACCAAUUAUAACUUCCAGUACAUCAGCCUUCGGCUCACGGUCCUGUGGGGGUUAGGAGUGCUGAUUCGGUACUGCUUUCUGCUGCCGCUCAGGUGAGGCAGGGCCUGCGGGAGUGGGGCUCGCUGCUGCCACCCCACGUGGUGCACAGCCCACCUGCCUGCUCUGCUGUGUAUUCCCGUUUUAGAAAGGAGGAGGGAAUGACUGUCAUUAGCCAGGCCGCGUGACUCUUUGGAGGGCUACACUGGUGAUUCUCCUUUAGAGGCCCUUGGAUUCUCUGCAUAUCAGACAGAAAUAGUUGAAUUUCUUAAAGACAGCUUGCUUCUCUAGAUGACAGCAAACACAGGGACAGGGAACAUUGUGUGCUUUCUGCCACUCCUUCCUGGACAUGGCUCAUUCUUUCCUGAAGCUUGCCUCUCAGGUACAGAGGCAGUAUUGAUCUUUCAGCUUCUCUGCACCAUGUGCUGCUCUGAGUGUGCCUUGCCAGAUGCUAAUACCUUCAAGCUCCACCUCCUGUUGCUUCAGAGGGAAGCUGUGCUUCCACCGGGGUUUCCAGCCAAAGGGAAGGGGAGGGCAGCAGGGAGCAGCCCUGUGGCAGAAUGGCCAGCUUAGGGUUUUCCAGCCUUCCAGCUGCCUGAGGCCUCAGGAGAUGCAGGCAGCUGAGAGCCAGACCCAUGGCUCACUGUCAGCUGGAAUCAAAAGGAUCUCUGGUUCUGAUAGGCCUGCUUACAUUUCUAGGUGAACUCUGGUCCAGGUCCCAGGAUAGCACUGGCUUUCACAGGGAUUAGCCUUUUGGUGGUGGGCACAACUGUGGUGGGAUACUUGCCAAAUGGGAGGUUUAAGGAGUUCAUGAGUAAACAUGUUCACUUAAUGUGUUACCGGAUCUGCGUGCGAGCGUUGACAGCCAUCAUCACCUACCAUGACAGGGAAAACAGACCAAGAAAUGGUGGCAUCUGUGUGGCCAAUCAUACCUCGCCGAUCGAUGUGAUCAUCUUGGCCAGCGAUGGCUAUUAUGCCAUGGUGGGUCAAGUGCACGGGGGACUCAUGGGUGUGAUUCAGAGAGCCAUGGUGAAGGCCUGCCCACACGUCUGGUUUGAGCGCUCGGAAGUGAAGGAUCGCCACCUGGUGGCUAAGAGACUGACUGAACAUGUGCAAGAUAAAAGCAAGCUGCCUAUCCUCAUCUUCCCAGAAGGAACCUGCAUCAAUAAUACAUCGGUGAUGAUGUUCAAAAAGGGAAGUUUUGAAAUUGGAGCCACAGUUUACCCUGUUGCUAUCAAGUAUGACCCUCAAUUUGGCGAUGCCUUCUGGAACAGCAGCAAAUACGGGAUGGUGACGUACCUGCUGCGAAUGAUGACCAGCUGGGCCAUUGUCUGCAGCGUGUGGUACCUGCCUCCCAUGACUAGAGAGGCAGAUGAAGAUGCCGUCCAGUUUGCGAAUAGGGUGAAAUCUGCCAUUGCCAGGCAGGGAGGACUUGUGGACCUGCUGUGGGAUGGGGGCCUGAAGAGGGAGAAGGUGAAGGACACGUUCAAGGAGGAGCAGCAGAAGCUGUACAGCAAGAUGAUCGUGGGGAACCACAAGGACAGGAGCCGCUCCUGAGCCUGCCUCCAGCUGGCUGGGGCCACCGUGCGGAGUGCCGACGGGCUCAGAGCUGGAGUUGCCGCCGCCACCCCCACUGCUGUGUCCUUUCCAGACUCCAGGGCUCCCCGGGCUGCUCUGGAUCCCAGGACUCCGGCUUUCGCCGAGCCGCAGCGGGAUCCCUGUGCACCCGGCGCAGCCUGCCCUUGGUGGUCUAAACGGAUGCUGCUGGGUGUCGCGACCCAGGACGAGAUGCCUUGUUUCUUUUACAAUAAGUCGUUGGAGGAAUGCCAUUAAAGUGAACUCCCCACUUUGCACGCUGUGCGGGCUGAGUGGUUGGGGAGAUGUGGCCGUGGUCUUGUGCUAGAGAUGGCGGGACAAGAGUCUGUUAUGCAAGCCCGUGUGCCAGGGAUGUGCUGGGGGCGGCCACCCGCUCUCCAGGAAAGGCACAGCUGAGGCACUGUGGCUGGCUUCGGCCUCAACAUCGCCCCCAGCCUUGGAGCUCUGCAGACAUGAUAGGAAGGAAACUGUCAUCUGCAGGGGCUUUCAGCAAAAUGAAGGGUUAGAUUUUUAUGCUGCUGCUGAUGGGGUCACUAAAGGGAGGGGAAGAGGCCAGGUGGGCCGCUGACUGGGCCAUGGGGAGAACGUGUGUUCGUACUCAGGCUAACCCUGAACUCCCCAUGUGAUGCGCGCUUUGUUGAAUGUGUGUCUCGGUUUCCCCAUCUGUAAUAUGAGUCGGGGGGAAUGGUGGUGAUUCCUACCUCACAGGGCUGUUGUGGGGAUUAAAGUGCUGCGGGUGAGUGAAGGACACAUCACGUUCAGUGUUUCAAGUACAGGCCCACAAAACGGGGCAGGGCAGGCCUGAGCUCAGAGCUGCUGCACUGGGCUUUGGAUUUGUUCCUGUGAGUAAAUAAAACUGGCUGGUGAAUGAA
Pan troglodytes (chimpanzee) is the source of this 3929-nucleotide messenger RNA. RefSeq names its product glycerol-3-phosphate acyltransferase 4 (gene GPAT4). NCBI's taxonomy places the organism in Eukaryota, Metazoa, Chordata, Mammalia, Primates, Hominidae. The transcript is spliced from 13 exons. Gene Ontology annotation, biological process: triglyceride biosynthetic process. Gene Ontology annotation, cellular component: endoplasmic reticulum. Bases 2272 to 3018 code for a protein of 248 amino acids. Gene Ontology annotation, molecular function: glycerol-3-phosphate O-acyltransferase activity. The record is from RefSeq and is a predicted model, not a curated record.